AUGUCGAUUUCUGCCAAAAUCCCACACUCUCUCCUUUUUCAUCGCUUCAGCAAUCGAUUCUUGAAACCCAUAAAAAUCCCAUCGUCACCCUCACCACCAAUAAAAUUCUUCUUCUCCAAGUCAAUUACAUUUCAGAGAAUACCUACAAAAGAAUCCCUUUUUUCGACCGCAUCUUCAUCUUCCCCUUCAGUUUCUGUCCAGCCCAUUGAGGAGUUGCCUCCAAAGCUUCAAGAUAUCAUUAAACUGUUUCAGGCAGUUCAAGAACCAAAGGCCAAGUAUGAACAGUUAUUGUUCUAUGGAAGAAAUUUGAAUCCUUUGGAAUCUCAAUAUAAAACAAGUGAAAAUAAAGUGCAGGGUUGUGUUUCACAGGUUUGGGUCAGAGCAUAUCUUGACAAUGAUAAAAAUGUGACCUUUGAGGCGGAUUCUGAUUCAGUGCUCACUAAAGGGCUGGCUGCUUUGCUAGUCCAGGGCCUUUCUGGCCGGCCUGUGGAGGAGAUUCUGAGAGUUUCACCUGAUUUUGUGGUGCUUCUUGGGUUGCAGCAGAGUUUGACUCCAUCUAGGAAUAAUGGGUUCUUGAAUAUGUUGAAGUUGAUGCAGAAGAAGGCUCUGCAAUUGUUUAUCGAAAGUGAAAAGGCUGGUGAUUCAAGAAAUGAAGUCGCAGAAAAAAACCCAGCUGAGAAUUCUGAUUUGGGGUUGAAGAAUGAUGGUGGGAAUGGUAAAUCAAAUGUUAAAAAAAGUCCCAAUGCUUUGGAGUCUGGUGUGGGUAAUGGUAGUGUAUUAGGGAAUAGAGGGACGAGGAUAAAGGAGAUAUUGGAAAAAGAGCUGAGACCUAUUGAAUUAAAAAUUGAGGAUAUAUCUUACCUGCAUGCGGGUCAUGCUGGGGUUAAGGGAAGCAAUGGGGAGACGCAUUUUAAUGUGAAAGUGGUUUCUGAAGAAUUUGAAAGCAAGAGCUUGGUUAAGAGGCAUAGAUUAAUUUACAGCUUGUUGCAAGACGAAUUGCAGAAUGGACUACAUGCAUUGUCCAUUGUGGCAAAGACACCAUCUGAAAUUGAAUCUCAGUGA
This is a messenger RNA of Fraxinus pennsylvanica, 1062 nucleotides long. Lineage: Eukaryota; Viridiplantae; Streptophyta; Magnoliopsida; Lamiales; Oleaceae. The record is from the annotation of a GenBank genome assembly.